CCUCCUCCUCCGCCGCCGCCGCCCGUCCUCCCGCCGUGGCCAAGCCGGGCAGCGCGGACGGGCCGGGGGCUGCGCUGCCGGGGUGGGAGGUCUGGGGGGGUCUGCUGGGCACUUGGGCUGGAAGUUGGCGGCGCGAUGGGGAACGAGCGCUGGAAAACCAUGGGAGGAGCCUCGCAACUUGAGGACGGGCAGCAGGAGAAAUCGCAGAGGAUGAGCUGCGGGUACAUCCUGUGCACCGUCCUGCUCUCGGUGGCCGUUCUCCUGGCUGUGACAGUCACAGGGGCCAUCCUCUUCAUGAACCACUACCACACGCCCGUCACCGAGUCACCCCCCGUCAUCAGCACCAACACAGAGGAAGCCAAUGCGCUGGUCACCAUCGAGAAAGCCGACAGCUCCCGCAUCAACAUCUUCAUCGACCCCAACUGCCCUGAUGCAUCGGGCACCUUUGGGCGCCUGGAGGGGCUGCAGACCUCCCUCCUGCAUGCUGUCACCGACCACGACGCCGAGGCCAAGGCCACCAGGAGCCAGCAGAAGGCUCUGCUGGUCACCAUGGCAGAUGAGGUGGCCAAACUGCUGACACACGCCAUGCAGCUGCGCACAGACUGUGAGGGGCUGAAGAAGGGGCACAGCGCCAUGGGGCAGGAGCUCAGCACCCUGCAGGGAGAGCAGGGUAGGCUCAUUCAGCUGCUCUCGGAGAGCCAGACCAACAUGGCUCGGCUGGUGAGCUCGGUCAGUGAUGUCCUCGACACGCUGCAGAAGGAGCGCGGCAGCACCCGGCCCCGGCUCAAGGCUGACCUGCAGCGAGCCCCGGCCAGGGGAGCGCGGCCCCGGGGCUGCUCCAACGGCUCCCGGCCCCGAGACUGCUUUGACAUCUAUGCGAGUGGACAGCAAGAGGAUGGGAUUUACUCCAUCUUCCCCACGCACUAUCCUGCCGGCUUCCAGGUCUAUUGCGACAUGACGACCGACGGGGGCGGCUGGACGGUGUUCCAGCGGCGGGAGGACGGCUCUGUCAACUUUUUCCGCGGCUGGGAAGCUUACCGGGACGGCUUCGGGAAGCUGACAGGAGAGCACUGGUUAGGGCUGAAGCGGAUCCAUGUGCUGACGGUUCAGGGCAGCUACGAGCUCCGCAUUGACCUGGAGGACUUUGACAACGGAACUGCCUUUGCCCACUAUGGCAGCUUCGGCGUGGGGCUCUUCUCCGUUGACCCCGAGGAGGACGGGUACCCCAUCUCCAUUGCCGACUACUCGGGGACAGCAGGUGACUCUUUCCUAAAGCACAAUGGGAUGAAGUUCACCACCAAGGACUUGGACAACGACCACUCAGAGAACAACUGCGCGGCAUUCUACCACGGCGCCUGGUGGUACCGCAAUUGCCACACCUCCAACCUCAACGGGCAGUACCUCAAGGGCCACCACAGCUCCUAUGCUGAUGGCAUCGAGUGGUCCUCCUGGACCGGCUGGCAGUACUCGCUCAAGUUCACCGAGAUGAAGAUCCGGCCUGUCCGGGAGGAGAAUUAGGUGGAUGGCAUGAGCCCCCCCGCAGUGCCCAGCCCCUUGUCCUUCCCAACCGCCCCACAGCCCCAUCCCCCCAGCUGCCAUCCUCCCCAAGGGCCGGCCUAUCUUCCAGGGGUCCCUGGGGAGCACCUGCCCCCAGGCAGGGUGGCUUUAGCUCCUGGCCACCCACGGACAUCACCAGACUUAUGUUUCCUACUUCCAUGGCUCCCCUGCGGCCAAAACGGGUCUCCUGGCUGGAAUGUGACCCACAGCCGGUGCUUGGGGCUGUGGCAGAGAGGGCAGCAGGAUUUGGGGAGCUCAGUGGGGUGGGGUGAGGAAGGGGAGGAUGCAGCAGGCUGGGCACCUCCAUCAUCUCCGCUUCAGGCACAGGUACCUGGCAGUGGCCCAGCUGAGCUGGUGAGGGACCAGGGGACACUCACCGUGGGGAGCCCCAAGCCUCUAGGACAGGGACAAGGCUGCUGCUCUACGGUGCCAGCUUAGCCUAUGGUGCUACCAGGGACAGGGAGGUCUCAGCUGGGUUGAACAUCUGAUCAUGCCAGCGGUUCCUUCUCCGGUCUGUAAACGCUCGCCUCUCCCCCUGCAAGAGCAAUGCAGCUGGCAAGGGACAUCUACGAGCUCCUUCGUCCCCAGUGUCCUGGGUCCUGGCACCUCCCAGCGGAUUGCGGCACCCCGAAACUGGCACAGUGCUGCAAGGGCACACAUCCGGAACCCAGCACAGCACGGAGCUGGUUUGGCAGCGCUGGGGCGAGGAGGAAGAGGAGGCGAGGAAGGCUCACCUCCCAGCAAGGCUCUGUCUGUGUUUCGCAGCUCCUCUCUUCCUUCCAGACCCACUCAGACUCACCUUGGACUUUUGGCAUCCAGAUGUUGCGACCUUUCCCAAAACCCUUGACUUCGGACAGCACGCCUGCGUGCCCCCGCGCAAACCCCCUCCACUCGCUCCCGGCCCAGAGACCCGCAUUAAUUUUCACCCAGGAUGAGCCACGCUCUGGCUCAGCACCUGCAGAUAUUCAAAGCCUUUCAUUUCUUCAAAUCCCAUUAAGGUUUUUGCAAAAAGAAGCCCUGAGUGGGGCUUAACAUCUGCAGGGCUCUGAUAACCGGGCGGCAGGCGAUGCCGCGCACCGGCCGACCCGAGGAGGAGCUGCCGCGGGGUGUGGGGCUGACUUCUCCCUCUGGCUCCCUUUGAAGACUCAAACGGGGGAUUUUAACAGCAAAAAAAAAGCCCAAACCUGAGCAGGAUGUGCAGGAACAGGGAGGGGAGGGGGACAGCUGGGACAUCGCCAUCCUUUACAUGAUUUUCUGCCUGCAAGAAGGAGUAGAGCCCUCACACCAGCCCUGGCCCCAAGAAACACCAUCGGACAGACAGACUGCCUGAGGAGGGGAAGGAAGCUGCCGCCAUCCCCAUUUCCAGGGGGGCUUAAGGCACUGGGAGAUCAAAGGCUGAUCUUCGCAGCUGUGGCAGCUCUGUAUUUCCCCACAUGCUUCUCCUUUUUUUAAGCCUUUUCCACCUUGGAUCCUGUGCUGGAUGAGCCCUUUUUCCUGCGGGGCAAGUCCCCGUCUGCCUGUCCUGAUGGGGAAACGGAGACAGACAUGCACUGGGGAUCAUGGCAGCUUUCCCCUCUGCCAGGGACAAGCUCCGAGCACAGACACCGGCCCCAUCCCCAGCAACCCUGCCCGGAGCAGCCGGCUGGGCUGGCCCCCCCAGCGAUGGGGUUUGGGGGUGCUCAGUGGUGGAACCUCUUGGCCAGCACAAGAGCCAGAGCCCCUGUAACUCCCAAGGGUCAGACCCUCCGGAAAGGGUCCCACACAGGUGGGAAGCACAACACCCAUCUUUACUUUUUGUUCCUUUAUUUUGGUGGAUUAGCUGUAGCUGAGUUCUCUAGCACUUGUUUUCAGGACAAGAAGGCACACGGAGCCACGUGCCCCAAGCGGGAAGGUUCAUCCCCUCCCUGGACUCCCCCACUGGUGUUUUUCCGUGCUGGGGAGGGGACAUUGUACAUGCAGGUUGUCAGCAGCACACCCUUGUGUAACUGCCCGUGUCACCCCCGACCCCCCAAUGGUUUUGUUUUGACUUGUGCGAGAGGUAUUUAAUCCACGCCGAGACACAGGAUUUCCCAGGAUAAUUCCCAAGAGCGCACGCGUCGCUCCAUGACCCCGGAUUAGGCUUAAACCCGUCCGUGGUGACACGUCCCUGGAGAGGGGUGGGCAGGGGUGGCCGCAGGUCCGGAAUGGUGUCACGUACCUUCCCAAUGGAGCCCUGGGCUGGGUCAUGGUGUGUAGCGGUGCCGUGACGUCUAGGUCAUGUGUGAGUGUGUCCCACGCUGUACAUGUGGACUUUCUAAACUCCUUAAUAAAAGGAACUCAUCGUUA
Molecule: messenger RNA, 3882 nt
Organism: Columba livia (rock pigeon)
Lineage: Eukaryota; Metazoa; Chordata; Aves; Columbiformes; Columbidae
Gene: FIBCD1
Product: fibrinogen C domain containing 1
Exons: 7
Coding region: 136-1518 (460 amino acids)
Source: RefSeq, a predicted model, not a curated record